Vidua macroura (Pin-tailed whydah) is the source of this 2018-nucleotide messenger RNA. It is a transcript of the gene HTR1D, whose product is annotated as 5-hydroxytryptamine receptor 1D. The transcript has a single exon. Gene Ontology annotation, molecular function: G protein-coupled serotonin receptor activity; neurotransmitter receptor activity. The coding region runs from base 170 to 1306 and encodes 378 amino acids. Gene Ontology annotation, biological process: smooth muscle contraction; chemical synaptic transmission; G protein-coupled receptor signaling pathway, coupled to cyclic nucleotide second messenger. Gene Ontology annotation, cellular component: plasma membrane; dendrite. NCBI's taxonomy places the organism in Eukaryota, Metazoa, Chordata, Aves, Passeriformes, Viduidae. The record is from RefSeq and is a predicted model, not a curated record.
UCUUGCAAAGGAGAGUACCUCAUCUACUGCGUCAGUUGAAGUUUUCAACAAGUUAAUAACUCUUCAGUGUUUGACCAAAAUAUGAAAAAUUCUAUUUUAUCAACAAAAGUGAACAUCUUUCUUCAUUGUCCCAGAAAGUUUACACUGGAAGGUGAAAUCAGAGCAGAGGAUGACUCAGUACAACCAUUCAGCACAGUUCUCUCUCCAGAGCUCAGCAAAUAAAUCCUUAAAUGUCACUGAAACACCUCUGUCUUGGGAUGAAAGGACACUCUUAGGGCUGAAGAUUUCACUGUCAAUCCUUCUGUCUGUUAUAACUUUGGCAACAAUCCUUGCAAAUGUUUUUGUUGUUAUUACAAUUUUUCUGACUAGAAAGCUCCACACACCUGCAAAUUACCUCAUUGGCUCCUUGGCAGUGACUGAUCUUUUAGUGUCUGUCCUGGUGAUGCCUGUCAGCAUUGCUUACACUGUCACCCACACGUGGGCCUUUGGCCAGCUGCUGUGUGACAUCUGGUUGUCAUCAGACAUCACGUGCUGCACAGCCUCCAUCCUGCACCUCUGUGUCAUUGCCCUGGACAGGUACUGGGCUAUCACAGACGCUCUGGAAUACACCAAACGCCGCACUGCUGGCCGAGCAGCCCUCAUGAUUGCCGUGGUCUGGAUGAUAUCUAUCAGUAUCUCUGUGCCACCAUUUUUCUGGAGGCAAGUGAAAGCUCAUGAAGAAAUUGCGAAGUGUGCUGUAAACACAGAUCAAAUUUCCUACACGAUUUAUUCUACUUGUGGAGCUUUCUACAUCCCAACUGUGCUCCUCCUGAUAUUGUAUGGUAGAAUUUAUGUAGCAGCUCGAUCCAGGAUUCUGAAGCCACCCUCAUUAUAUGGGAAACGUUUUACUACUGCACACCUGAUCACUGGUUCUGCGGGGUCUUCCCUCUGCUCCAUUAAUGCUAGCCUCCAUGAAGGGCAUUCCCAUUCAGGUGGAUCCCCGAUAUUUAUCGGUCAUGUUAAAAUAAAACUUGCAGAUAGUGUGCUGGAAAGGAAAAGAAUUUCUGCUGCGAGAGAAAGGAAAGCUACCAAAACUUUAGGCAUUAUUCUGGGAGCUUUCAUUUUCUGCUGGCUGCCUUUUUUUGUCAUAUCCCUAGUCCUACCAAUCUGCCAAGAUGCCUGUUGGUUUCAUCCCAUCCUACUGGACUUUUUUACCUGGUUGGGUUACCUAAACUCAUUAAUCAAUCCAGUCAUUUAUACAGCUUUUAAUGAAGAAUUUAAACAGGCUUUCCAAAAACUAAUACUUUUCAAAAUGUGUUCCUCUUGAGACUCUCCUCCUGUGUAACUGACCCUUGUGCAAUCUCACAGACUACCCAAAACUUUCUGUGCUUUUAUUCCUAAGGAAUGGAGUGGUAAUUGCCAUUUCUGCUUCUACUCUGUUCUGUGCAUGUCACUGGGAAAUUCUUGCUAAUUUGAUACUUUCUGUCUGGGAUUGUACAUGCCAUAACAGAACUUGUCCAUGGUCUCUGCAGUGAACAUGUCUGUAUAUAAGAUCAACAACACAUGAAAUAAGCUUUGCAACGAGGCAAGGUGUGUGAACCAAGGAGUGUCUUGUGUGAUGAGGUGACACAUUAUCCAAUUCUACCAUGCUUUCUAACCUGAGAAGAGGAAAUUGUGCGUGUAUUUACAAGACAUUAGUAUUUCUGCUGUAUAUUAUUAACCAUUUAUGUUGGCUGAGAAAGUUUCUGGAGAGCAGGAUCUGAUACUACUAUUUUCUAUGGCAUGUAUCUUACCCAUGUGAAGCUGAUAAAACCUACAACUCUUUCAGAAGAUGUGUGACACAGCCUGACUAUAAUCAGCAGCAGGGCAGAGAAGCAUAGCACAGAUGUAAGUUAUGUGGAUAUUUCACAAAUGCUGCAUUUGAAUCUAUGCUUUUGGUGAAGUGUAGAAAGGAGACAAUUUAGUUGAAUUAAUUAUUACACAUUUUAUCAUGAAUAGAACAGCCAGUAAUGUUAACAAAAUAAAUAGCAUGAAAAUCA